Molecule: messenger RNA, 2484 nt
Organism: Cololabis saira (Pacific saury)
Lineage: Eukaryota; Metazoa; Chordata; Actinopteri; Beloniformes; Belonidae
Gene: slc35e4
Product: solute carrier family 35 member E4
Exons: 3
Coding region: 337-1458 (373 amino acids)
Cellular component (GO): Golgi apparatus
Molecular function (GO): antiporter activity
Source: RefSeq, a predicted model, not a curated record
ACGUCCCAGCGGGGAAUGUAGCCCAGGCGUCUGGGGUUGACGCGAGACGAGUAGCGGCGAUUUCCACCCGAGGAGGAGAAGAAGCAAGUGCUGCCUUGCUGGGUUUUAUAACCUGCAACCUCCAUUAGCUAACAGGCUUGAGGGGUCAGUGCAGGAACACAGGUGACAGCUGGAUCCAGAUUACAUUUCACUUUAUUACACAACCAGCUGCAUUGGUCUCACCGAGUCAGCCCUUUGCUCCACUCAUGGAGCGGUAACUUUAACCCAAAGGCUAAGCUAAGGAGCUGGGAGGACCUGCUCUUUACACCGGCAUGAAGAGAGGACAAUGAUACGAACAUGAUCAGCGAUGGCUUCUCCAAAUACGAGGCGACUCAGCAGGAGAGAGGCCGGAGGAGGCCGCCCGCAGAGAUGCUGCAUCUGCUCUCAGCUGUGAUUGUGUGGCUGGUGACUGGCACCACCAUCUCCAGCCUCAACAAAUGGAUAUUUGCCGUUUACAACUUCAGGUACCCUCUGCUUCUGUCAGCACUGCACAUGCUGACAGCCAUAGUGGUGGACUAUGGGCUCAUGAAGCUGCGGGUUAUCCAGCACAGAGAGGGAGCUGAGCAGGACCUGACCCCCAGUGCUAAAUGUAAAGUGUUCCUGUUGAGUCUGACGUUUUGUGCCAGUAUCGCCUUUGGGAACGUGGGUCUGAACUAUGUCCAGCUGUCAUUUGCACAAAUGAUCUACACCACCACGCCGCUCUUUACUUUGGCCAUCUCUACUCUUAUCCUGGGAAAGCAGCAUCACAUCCUCAAAUACACAGCUAUGAUGCCCAUCUGCCUGGGGGCAUCCUUCAGCAUCAUGGGAGAGGUCCAGUUUGAUCAGACGGGCUGCUUCUUCGUGUUUGCAGCAACCAUGCUGAGGGGUGUCAAAUCCAUUCAACAGAGUAUUUUACUUCAGGAGGAGAAGAUCAACUCUGUGUUCUUGCUCUACUUGAUGUCCAUCCCCAGCUUCUGCAUCUUGGCCGUGGCCGCUCUGGCUUUAGAGAACUGGGCUCUGCUGGAGUCACCGCUGCAUUACGACCGCCAACUGUGGGUCUUCAUCCUUCUCAGCUGCCUCGGCUCAGUCAUGUACAACCUGGCCAGCUGCUGCGUCAUCACGCUGACCUCAGCCGUCACUCUGCAUAUCCUCGGCAACCUUAACGUGGUGGGAAACUUGCUGUUGUCUCAACUACUUUUUGGCAGUGAGCUGUCUGCGCUCAGCUGCGCCGGGGCGGUGCUCACAUUGUCCGGCAUGCUUAUUUAUCAGAACUCAGAGUUUAUCGUCAGCUACCUGGACACACGCAGGGCUAAAGUUAAACAUCCCGAACAGACCCGUUUUCACACCGCUGGUCGAGAGGACUCGGUCAAACCUGGGACGUCUGAUAAAACCCGUCAACAGCACAGAGCGGAUGUGAAACCAGAAGACAAAAUGAACUGAACUGAAAGUUUUAGGUAGACGGUACAAUAAAAAAUUUAAACUGGAUACACUGUAAUUUGUGUUGUGCACACUUUGUGUGAUAAAGUUGCCAAGACGAGUUAGUUUGACCAUUUACAGCCAUUGUCACUGAUGUAGUGACAGCUUUUGUUCCUUUCUUCCUCAUUGUGCCAAUUUAUUUGUCUUCUAGUCACAAAAACUGGAGUCUGCAGAGAGGAAAGGGUUGCUUUUAUGCUAAACAGUGAUGGCUGAAAUCAGUAUUUUAUCUGUAAAUCACUUCCAUAUGCCUUUAUAGAGGUAUAUACAUGCAUGAGCACACAGAACUGUUUGAUACCUCAGAAGGUAUUCACUCCGCCGCUCACACUACUCCACUGUGAAAAUGCUCUCUGUUUCCGAGGGCACUAAUCAAUGUUUUCGGUUGCUUUUGUAAACAUAACCUGCUGCAGUGACGUAGAGGGUGGAUGGCGCUUAGAAAGCACUUCGCCCUAAAUUUGAACGGGCAUAAUUUGUAUUAGAAAAGAUAUAUUUAUGGUACUGUUACCUUUUAUUCACCUGGCCCUAUCACGCUAAAGGACUGGGGUUUUCGGCAGCUUAUUUAUUGGUAUGUAAAAUAGGAAACUGAUGUUGUAGGGCUAAAACUUUGGCCUUGAUGCCGAAGUUGCAAUGAUGGAACAUUUUUUGUGCAAUCAGAUGUUUUUUCUCCUUGACUGAAGCACAUUUUUAUUCAGAGGCCUGAGCUCUGUGUUUUGUCCUCCACUAUGAACCUUGGUCUGACUUUCCACUGAAGGCCUAGAUUUUGUUCUCAUGCCAACCUGAAAAGACCGUCUCUGUGGAAUUAGUCCAAUUAGUUCCAUCUUUACAACAGUGUGUUCCUUUCUUUGCAAUAUACCUCCAUAAUUAGUUUCACGAGUUCUCUAAGGAGUUUCACUCAACUUUAGCCCAUUUUCUUUUAUUUUUUUCCAUGUGGAAGAGUAAAAAAAAGUAUAUUUAAAGGCUCUUCCUUAAUCCUCUUUUCUUUUUUUUUUUAAA